Leptopilina boulardi is the source of this 668-nucleotide messenger RNA. RefSeq names its product 40S ribosomal protein S18 (gene RpS18). Gene Ontology annotation, cellular component: cytosol; small ribosomal subunit; ribosome. Gene Ontology annotation, molecular function: structural constituent of ribosome; RNA binding. The transcript is spliced from 4 exons. The record is from RefSeq and is a predicted model, not a curated record. Lineage: Eukaryota; Metazoa; Arthropoda; Insecta; Hymenoptera; Figitidae. Gene Ontology annotation, biological process: translation. Bases 157 to 615 code for a protein of 152 amino acids.
UUCAAACGUUCAACUAAUGACGUCACACUAACGCAACCUAAAUGAACACAUUGCCAUCCCUGAUGUGUAAUAAUACUCUUUGUCAAUUGUUUCCCAUUGCUGGCGAUAUAGCUGUAUGAUAUUUUUAGAAUCUUUUUCUUCUGACACUUUGCCAAGAUGUCGCUAGUAAUCCCAGAGAAGUUCCAACAUAUUUUGCGUGUCAUGGGCACGAACAUUGACGGAAACAGAAAAGUUAUGUUCGCAAUGACCGCAAUUAAGGGAGUUGGAAGGCGUUACGCAAAUAUUGUCCUCAAAAAAGCGGAUAUUGAUUUGGACAAACGCGCCGGAGAAUGUUCCGAAGAAGAGGUAGAAAAGAUCGUGACUAUUAUGAGUAAUCCCAGACAGUAUAAAAUUCCUGACUGGUUCCUCAACAGACAGAAAGACAUCGUUGAUGGAAAGUACUCACAGCUCACGAGUUCCAAUUUGGAUUCAAAACUUCGUGAAGAUUUGGAACGUAUGAAGAAAAUCAGAGCCCACAGAGGUCUUCGUCAUUAUUGGGGUCUUCGUGUUCGUGGUCAACAUACCAAAACCACCGGUAGACGUGGACGAACUGUUGGUGUCUCCAAAAAGAAGUAAAUCAAUUCUUUUUAUCUAUUUCUAUGAAUAAAAUUAUAAAAACAAAAAAAUCA